AUGCUACCCAACGAGCAGUUCCAGAAACUGCUUUAUGACCUGUUUUGCCUAUGGCAUGGCGUUCAACGGCACUAUGAUCCGCCGUUCACCGAUACCGAGGAGCAACGACUUGCUAAGGUAGUGAAAACGAUGAUAUGUAAAUUGCUUACGGAGAUCGAUGGCCGUGUAUUGCGCAUUCAACAGAACCAAUCAGGUGGAAUGAAGGGACAGGAUUUUUACGAAGAAUGGACAAUGUUAACAUGGAACGUACUAUGUAUAACUAGUCGUCUGCAGAGUAAUCUGAGUACUCAAAAUGUCAUCUCCAAUGAUGAUAAGGUUAUCUACCAACGAUUAAAUCAAGCUCUCGUCGAACUUGUAAACUAUUCUAAUGUGAACAUGCCUUUCAUGGGCUAUUAUCAGGACUCCGAUUUCGAAGUACUACGUCAGAAUACAGAAAGGACAUUACAAGAGCUUUACAUGCUCACAAGACGGCUCACCAUGGCGCCUUUUCUCAAUCCAGCCGAAAUCGAAGCCUUCCGUCAUGAGUGCCAAGAGUUCGGAGAGCGAUUUUUAGGGCCAUGCAUUGACCAUAUGAAGGCGUUUUGCAACACUCACAGUGUAGCCCGAUGGCGAGACGUAAGGGCUGCUCAGAUAGUUCGAAUGCGUGAACAGGGCAGCCACCUGGACGAAUCGGUUACAAAUCUUGUAGCCUUUUACUCCAUAAUGAUGUACAUUCUGGCUGUACUGGCUGCUCGACUACAGGGUCUUCGCUAUGAGAUCACUAUUGUCAAGAAGGCCUACGAUUUGGAUGAGCAGGUCAAAAUGCUUUCACAAGUGGUGUUUGGAGCUUUGGAGUUGUUGAUGAGNGAUUGUGUUCUGGCUACGGAACCGUCCACCACCGCUAUUCUAGUCACCAACAAUCUCUUCAGCAUGAACUGCGGUGCGCUGGCCAGAGGAGUCGUUUUCAAGGAUUUUGAAAUCCAAGUUGUCUCAGAAGAGACCGCCGAAUUUAUUCAGUCUGAAAUGAAUCGCGCUCGACUUCUGCAGCAACCGAAUCAAAUCUCUCAACCUCCAUCAGCUGCUCUGUUGGCAAUGAAACCCACUUCGGGCACGAAAAGAAGUAAUGCUGUCAGCAACGGAGAACGAAGCUUCGGUGAUACGGUAACUAACACUGCUCAUAAGAAAAGUGAUGUGAACAGCAAAGAAUACGUCACCAUCUAUCCAGUAUACAAUGCCAAAUACAGGUAUUGGCAGGCGACAUAUCCUCAUCUACUGUGUACAACAAGACAAAAGGGCCGGCAAUCCACGCACAACUCAUUCCAGGAUCUAUCGCCGUCCAAUGCUCAAAGCGACAAGUCCACUGGGAAGAGGCCAAUCUUCUAUUUUCAUAUCAAAGCCACUAUGUUCAGCCCUUCUGGAAGUUUCGCUACCGCUCACAAUCUGUCGCUCCCAUUUACCAUCGCUACUCGCAGAAACCAGGACUGUCAAGUGCAGCGAAUGAUGUCAUCGUAUACAGCCACAAUCUUCUGGCUAUACGGUUGCAACCAUCAAGAAGGACUACUCCUACAGUGGGUUGACACCGUGCAGCGAAUGAUGUCGUCGUAUACAGCCACAAUCUUCUGGCUAUACGGUUGCAACCAUCAGGAAGGAUUACUUCUACAGUGGGUUGACACCGGAAUGCACUGGGAGCAGUUCAAGCAUCUGUACAAGCAGCAUUUCAAGGUGAAUGCCGGAGUCCAAAGAGGUUUGAUUGACGGCGAUUUCGAGUUGCUCAAGUACAAACUACAAUGUCCCGACUGUCAAUGCAACGAAGAUGGUGCCACCGUCAAUGGAGUUCAACAAAUUGUCACGUUCAAAAAUGUGCUUUGUCCUCACCUGCGAUACGAGUGUGGGAGCACGAACGUUCGGUUUUCGGUGUGGCGAGGAAUGCUUGAGCUUCUACAGAUCUUCCAUGAUACUCGUAACAAUGUGCGAAAACUUUGGGAGAUGGGCUUGUUACUUGGAUUUCUCGAAUUCGAUGAAGGCGACAAGCUUCUGGAGCAGCACAAGUCGGCCUUAAUAAUGCGGCUGUCAUUUGUAACUGGAGGGACGAUCUGCUUCACUGUCAAAUCAACGGCCCAUACAUUGGACCAUAGAGCCACUCGUCCGAUCCAUCUCGAGCCACUUGAUUUGAAGAAACUGCAGACGAAGUGUCUGAAGGACUAUUUGAGAGACAUUGCCGAUGCCGAGAAGGUGAAGUACAUUCUAAAUGCUUCCCAUCAAGUAGUUCGGAUUACCGAAGUUUUGGCGCAGUUGGGUGAAGAAGUUGGUAACGGAGCAGACGGAAGCCGCGACAUCUCCAGCAAUGUCACCCACAGCGGAGACAUUGCUGCCAUGCAACACAUAAGGUUCACAGCAAUGCGCAUCGCUGUUGUUACAUGCAAGGUGAAACCGCCAUCAGCUGAUCAGCUCGAAGUGGACGUGGAGAGGUAA
Messenger RNA from Haemonchus placei, 2451 nucleotides. The record is from the annotation of a GenBank genome assembly. NCBI's taxonomy places the organism in Eukaryota, Metazoa, Nematoda, Chromadorea, Rhabditida, Trichostrongylidae.